Molecule: messenger RNA, 2956 nt
Organism: Populus euphratica (Euphrates poplar)
Lineage: Eukaryota; Viridiplantae; Streptophyta; Magnoliopsida; Malpighiales; Salicaceae
Product: ATP-dependent zinc metalloprotease FTSH 10, mitochondrial-like
Exons: 8
Coding region: 213-2654 (813 amino acids)
Biological process (GO): mitochondrial protein processing
Cellular component (GO): chloroplast thylakoid membrane; m-AAA complex
Molecular function (GO): ATP-dependent peptidase activity; ATP hydrolysis activity; ATP binding
Source: RefSeq, a predicted model, not a curated record
AAGGAGUCCAGUUAAAAAUCUAACGCCUUGGCUGACCUCAACAAUCCCUGCCCGCCCAUUGCCGAAAUAUCCCAUAGCCAUCCCAUCUAUUUCUCCUAUAAAACCAGGAAACCAGACCUUGCACGAAUAUAUUUUUCCUCAUUAUAUUCCAAAAAUAUAAAGGUCCCGGAUUUCUUACCUAAGCAUCGUUCAUUUUACAUGAUCCAGAAAUAAUGAUAUUUUCGAAGCUGGGCCGUUCUCUUUCUCGAUCCUCCCGCUCUAUUAAUACACUGCGUGCUGGAAAUGGCGGUGUUUUGAGAUCCUCGGCGGUUAUUAACAACAUAGAAGGAGGGUUCAUCGAUGGAAGAGGAGGGUUAGGGUUGCUGAGAGGUUAUUUAACUUCAAUUGGAAGUAGAGGAACUCAUAAUCCUUUUUUAUCCGAUUUAAAUUCCAUUCUUGCAAACCCUAGAAUCCGACGCUUUUUCUCCACUGAAGCUCCUAAGAAGAAGAAUUAUGAGAAUUUCUAUCCCAAGGGAAAGAAGGAAGUUCCGAAAGGGGAAAAGCAGAAAUCUGAAUCCAAAGAGAAUUCUUCGAAUGCAGACCAUGACGAGUCAGACUUUAAUAAGAGAACAUUCAUGAAGGCAUUCUAUUUACUUGCCCCUUUAUUUGUGGCUCAGCUGCUUUUUUAUCCCUUCUCUUUUGGUGAUGGUGACAAGCAACAGAUUAGUUUCCAAGAGUUCAAAAACAGACUUUUGGAGCCGGGGCUAGUGGAUCACAUUGUUGUUUCUAAUAAAUCAGUUGCAAAAGUGUAUGUGAAGAGCUCAGCACAGAAUCAAACGAGUGAUGAUAUUGUUCAAGGUCCAGUUAAUGGUGUCCCUGCUAGAGGUCACGGGGGCCAACAUAAGUACUACUUUACUAUUGGAAGUGUUGACACUUUCGAGGAGAAGUUGGAGGAAGCCCAAGAAGCAUUGGGGAUAGACCCUCAUAACUAUGUUCCAGUUACAUAUGCCUCUGAAAUGGUUUGGUACCAAGAACUGAUGAGGUUUGCACCUACACUAUUGCUUUUGGGAACCCUCAUGUACAUGGGACGGAGAAUGCAAGGUGGAUUAGGUGUUGGCGGUGGUGGUGGUGGAAAGGGUGGCCGUGGAAUAUUCAACAUAGGGAAGGCUCAUGUAACCAAAGCAGAUAAAAACUCCAAGAAUAAGAUCUAUUUCAAAGAUGUUGCUGGUUGUGAUGAGGCAAAGCAAGAGAUCAUGGAAUUUGUGCACUUCCUCAAAAGCCCUAAGAAGUACGAGGAGCUAGGUGCGAAGAUUCCAAAAGGUGCUCUUUUGGUCGGUCCUCCAGGAACUGGAAAGACCCUUCUAGCAAAGGCAACUGCUGGGGAAUCUGGUGUACCUUUUCUAUCUAUAUCUGGUUCAGAUUUCAUGGAGAUGUUUGUUGGUGUUGGACCAUCCAGGGUGAGAAACUUGUUUCAAGAAGCAAGACAGUGUGCUCCUAGUAUCAUAUUCAUCGAUGAGAUUGAUGCGAUCGGGAGGGCUAGGGGGCGUGGUGGGUUCUCCGGUUCUAAUGAUGAGCGGGAAAGUACCCUUAAUCAAUUGCUUGUAGAAAUGGAUGGCUUUGGAACUACUGCUGGAGUUGUUGUACUUGCCGGUACAAAUCGGCCUGAUAUUUUAGAUAAAGCUCUGUUGAGGCCUGGGCGAUUUGACCGCCAAAUUUGCAUUGACAAACCUGAUAUUAAAGGCCGUGACCAGAUAUUUCAAAUAUAUUUGAAAAAGAUCAAACUUGAUCAUGAGCCAUCAUAUUACUCUCAAAGGCUUGCAGCUCUUACUCCUGGAUUUGCUGGAGCAGACAUUGCAAAUGUUUGUAAUGAAGCUGCUCUAAUUGCUGCAAGGAGUGAAGGAUCACUGGUUACAAUGGAACAUUUUGAGGCAGCUGUAGAUCGAGUCAUUGGUGGUUUGGAGAAGAAGAACAAGGUAAUAAGCAAGCUUGAACGCAGAACGGUUGCUUAUCAUGAAUCAGGUCAUGCUGUUGCUGGCUGGUUUUUGGAACAUGCAGAACCACUUUUGAAAGUGACAAUCGUCCCACGAGGAACAGCUGCUCUGGGGUUUGCCCAGUAUGUUCCAAAUGAAAACCUACUCUUCACCAAGGAGCAACUCUUUGAUAUGACCUGCAUGACACUUGGUGGCCGAGCAGCGGAACAGGUUUUGUUGGGGAAAAUCUCAACUGGAGCCCAAAAUGACUUGGAAAAGGUGACGAAAAUGACAUACGCCCAAGUUGCAGUGUAUGGCUUUAGUGACAAGGUUGGUCUCCUCUCUUUCCCACAAAAGGAGGACUCGUUUGAGAUGACCAAGCCCUACAGCAACGAGACAGGAGCAAUUAUUGACGGUGAAGUGCGUGAAUGGGUGGGCAAGGCCUAUGGCCAUACGUUACAACUCGUAGAAAAGCACAAAGAACAGGUGGCGCAGAUUGCAGAGUUGUUGCUCGAGAAGGAAGUUCUUCACCAAGAAGACUUGAUUCGAAUUUUGGGCGAGCGGCCAUUCAAAUCAAGUGAGGCCUCAAAUUAUGACAUAUUUAAGCAAGGGUUUGAAGAGGAAGAGGAGAAAGUCGAAACACCAGCAAGUACUACUGACGGGGAUGAAGACCAAUCAUCACCCAUAGAGGUCGUACCGGCUUAACCAUGGGGACAUUAGUGCGUUUGUACAAUAAAAUUUGUAAUCUGCUCCUCUUUCUUCUUAGGCAAAUGAAUUUUUUGUAUACUGGCCAUUUGUGAUCAUUGUAAUCUUUAAUUCAAAAUUCUCAGGAGAAAAGCAACACCAAGCUACCGUGCUGCUCCACCCCCCAUUCAUCCCUGGAGAAAUAAUAUGUUGACCCCACUUCUUUAGUCGUCGUCAUAUUUUGUUAUUAUCGUGCCUUUCUGAGCCAAACUCAUGGUCUAGCUAGCAACAAAAACAAAAAUAAAAUUCCUGUAUUGAUUCUC